This is a messenger RNA of Drosophila arizonae, 2108 nucleotides long. RefSeq names its product glycoprotein 3-alpha-L-fucosyltransferase A (gene FucTA). NCBI's taxonomy places the organism in Eukaryota, Metazoa, Arthropoda, Insecta, Diptera, Drosophilidae. Gene Ontology annotation, cellular component: membrane. Gene Ontology annotation, molecular function: fucosyltransferase activity. The record is from RefSeq and is a predicted model, not a curated record.
CAAACAGAAAAACAACAUCAAGCGAUGUGCAGAAACGUGCAAAAUAUGCUGAGUGCAACCAAAAUUGGCGACUGCCACUAACUGAAAUACAAAUCUCAGCGUAAAUCAAACGGAAAUCAGAGCAACUAACAAAAUUUGUUGCAAAGUGGAGUACUUUACCAAUCCCGAGGGCAUGACAACGGCGUGGUCACUACUCCAAUUAAAAGCGUAAUCAUCAAAAGGGUCUCUUAGACGCCCCCCAUUGGAUGUAUAUAUAUGUGUCAUAAUUUAUGCAGAUAAAAGGUGACGCAACGUGGCCGCGACUCGAUUGCGGUUCGAUAUAGGGCUAGAGUACGAAGCACAGUUAUUCGUGCGAGAGCAGCGGACUAACAUAGAUCGACGGAACGGAGUACGAACGGACAAACAGAAGCGAGCGCAUCGUACAGAUCAUUAACAAAGCAACAUGGCCCGGUUAUCUGGCUGAACCGUUAGCCAACUUUGAGCCUCGCAAAGUCAGUGAGCGACCCAGCUGUAAGCCGCGAGCUAAUUGAGAAAUCGACACCAGCGGGAAACAUCCGAGAGCUGUGUUCAGAAUGCGACGUCCGAAAAUUUCGCUGAAAAAAUAUUUCUACUUUACGCUGAUCUGUGCGCUGCUUCUAAUCUUCGGGUUCAAUCUCAGAGAGAAAGAGAUAUGGAAGUCGGGAAUCACGCGACCCGCUCUAGCCCCCGCAGCGUCGCCGCUGCACCAGCAGCGACGUGAGAUUAAUACAAAUCAGGUGAAGACUUCGUCAUUGGUGGAUGCCACAGUGAUAUAUGCUUCAGCGCCGCCAGCUUCGCCUGAGUCCCUGCCCGACCCAGCUGAGUCACAGCCGCAGCAGCUGGAGGCGGAGGGCGAGGAGGCAGAGGCAGAGGCGGAGUCCGAUACUGCAGCCGAUAAGCGCGCUGAGCCAGCGCCCACAGCCAAGCCCUGGUUCUUUCGCAACGGAGAAUACUACCCGAGGCCAGCGAAGACCUUCAGCAAUCGCAAGGCCCGCAAGCAGCAUGCCCCGAAACUAUUCCCACACCAGGAUCCGCACAACGACCGCGUCAUCAAUCAGCUGAUGUAUGUGCCGCACAACUACGAUCAGAUCAAGGCGAGCGGCAAGCUGAAAACCAUUCUCCUCUACAACGGACUGGGUCCGUGGAAUGUGAAGAAGGGGCGCGAGGUUUUCCUGCGCUCCAAGUGCCCCGUGGACACCUGCGAGCUGACUGCCAAUCGGGAUCUGGCCAGCGUGGCAGACAUGAUACUAUAUAAGGAUAACUACAUUCCAACGGGCAUACGUCGGCCCAGCAAUCGCAAGCAGGUGACCAUGAUGUACUACCUGGAAUGUCCCUACCACACACAGAACGUCAAGGUGCCAGACGCCAUCAACUGGACGGCCACAUACAGACGCGACAGCACUGUGAUGGCGCCCUAUGAGAAGUGGCAAUACUAUGAUACGAAGCUGCAGCAGCAGGAGCAGGAUCACAACUAUGCACUGAACAAAACGAAAAAGGUUGCCUGGUUCGUCUCCAAUUGUGGAGCACGCAACGGCCGAUUGCAGUACGCACACGAGCUCCAAAAGCACAUUGAGGUGGAUAUCUAUGGUGGCUGUGGCAAUUUUAAAUGCCCUCGGAGCACCGCUGACAAGUGCUUCGACAUACUGGACAACGAUUACAAGUUCUACUUGGCAUUCGAGAACUCCAACUGCAAGGACUACAUCACAGAGAAGUUCUUUGUGAAUGCACUGAAUCGCAAGGUGUUGCCGAUUGUGAUGGGCGCCCGGCCCGAGGAUUACGAGGUGAGUGCUCCGCGUCGCUCCUAUAUACAUGUGGACGAGUUUGCCUCGCCCCGAGAGCUGGCCGAGUACCUGCACAUACUCGACAAGGACGACGAGCUCUAUAACUCGUACUUCAAGUGGAAGGGCACCGGCGAGUUCAUCAAUACGUACUUCUGGUGCCGCGUCUGCUCCACGCUCCACAACGAGGAACAGUUGCGUAAGUCCACCUGGUACACGGACAUUAACGAAUGGUGGCGGGGUCCUGGGGUCUGCACCUCGGGCUCGUGGCGCAACUUCAAGGCGCGCAUGGACGUGAUUAGCGAUGAUUGA